Messenger RNA from Neohortaea acidophila, 915 nucleotides. RefSeq lists its product as uncharacterized. The coding region runs from base 282 to 800 and encodes 172 amino acids. The record is from RefSeq and is a predicted model, not a curated record. The transcript has a single exon. NCBI's taxonomy places the organism in Eukaryota, Fungi, Ascomycota, Dothideomycetes, Mycosphaerellales, Teratosphaeriaceae.
UUACUGCUGCCAUGGGGAGGGUGUUGCCCAUUGUGCCUGAAUGGGGAAGGAGGAUGGGUUAGUAGGCUAGGGGGUGGUAGAGGUUGUCGGGGAGGGCCAGCAUACUGGCAAGAUCGCCUGUGUCUUUCUCCUUCUCCGUUUCCUGGAAUGGGACGACUGCCCGAAGGGGUGAGUAAGUGGGAACUUGGAAUCGAGCGAUGAGGAGAACCUACUGAGAUCCGCCCUUCGCAUAUCCCGUUUGUGCGCCAUGAUGGGCAGAGAGUCUUGCGGUCUUCACACGAAUGAACGGCCAAUGCCAAGUGCCGGGGUCGAUGGACGGUGGUCGAGGUUGCUGCUCCUCAAUUGACUUUCCGGUGCUGGCCAGAGACGGUCCGACUCGGGAUGAAGUCGAGACUGCAAGACCGCCAGCGGGCUCGGAAGUGCGGCACGUGGGCCGUCCCUUCCACCUUAAGCACCCGUGCCUGCCGCCUGAAACCUUAGCCGAUUCGGCCGGGGAAGGCGUAAUGCAAUUGAUUUGUCGACGAGAUGGAAUGUGUGCACCCGUUGCAGAGUUUCCGCACUGCACGCCACUCCAAUCAAAGCAAACGUCGCACAAGCUCGCGACGCACGACGGAUCGUUCACGCGGAGCAGGGGUGCAAAGAAGGAGCGUGGAAGCGGAAACGCCUGCAACGUUCCGGCCUUGCUGACGGGAUUUCGGAGACGGUACCUUGCUUGGUACCUCCACCGGCAUCGCCUAUCGCCAAAUCUAGCCACGACAGGCCCGCAUGGCGUUGCAUCACUUGCACCUCCACUUGCCUAAUCUCCUCCCGCUGCCACCUCCUCCUCCACCCACUGCUGCGGGUGGUUUGCGCCCUUCUCUGCUCACUACGCCUCUUGGAAACUGCUUGCUUGCUUGACCCGCCCGUCACUCGAUU